Messenger RNA from Parathielavia appendiculata, 1991 nucleotides. RefSeq names its product putative rRNA pseudouridine synthase. Bases 295 to 1752 code for a protein of 485 amino acids. Lineage: Eukaryota; Fungi; Ascomycota; Sordariomycetes; Sordariales; Chaetomiaceae. Gene Ontology annotation, cellular component: box H/ACA snoRNP complex. Gene Ontology annotation, biological process: snRNA pseudouridine synthesis; rRNA pseudouridine synthesis; mRNA pseudouridine synthesis. The transcript is spliced from 4 exons. The record is from RefSeq and is a predicted model, not a curated record. Gene Ontology annotation, molecular function: pseudouridine synthase activity; RNA binding.
CAAAAAAAUUUCGGGGACAGUUGAAGAGAACCGUCAACAACCCACAAGUUAGGGUGGAAAAUCGAACGGCAACUGUCCGACUACUCGAUCCAGCCUGCCGGCCGAACGCGUGAGACUCAUCACGGUCCACCUAUAACCUUUGUUUACCCUUUGGUCUCGGCCAAUUGCUCGACCAAACACGCAGACUCGACCUUGUUUGUGCUUCGAUUGUCGGAUUCGACCGAGGUUUGAGUGGGGGAGUUUCGUUUUACAACAUAACUACAACACCGCAUCCGAUCACACGGUAUCGCCACAAUGGCCGACUCAAAAGCGCUGGUGAAGAAGGGCGAGCAGGACGAACAGUAUGUCAUCAAGCCGCAGAACACGGUGCCCUCGGUCGACACGAGCCAAUGGCCGCUGCUGCUCAAGAACUAUGACAAGAUGCUGGUCCGGUCCGGCCACUUCACGCCCAUCCCUAACGGCUCGUCGCCCUAUAAGCGCGACAUCAAGUCCUACAUUUCGAGCGGUGUCAUCAACCUCGACAAGCCGUCAAACCCCUCCUCCCACGAGGUUGUUGCUUGGCUAAAGCGGAUGCUUCGUGUUGAGAAAACUGGCCACUCCGGCACUCUCGAUCCAAAAGUCACGGGCUGCUUGAUUGUCUGCAUCGACCGUGCCACUCGCCUGGUCAAGGCUCAGCAGGGUGCUGGUAAGGAGUACGUUGCCGUCAUCCGCUUCCAUGACACCGUCCCCGGCGGUGAGGCUGCGUUCGCCAAGGCCCUCGAGACCCUCACCGGUGCCCUCUUCCAGCGCCCGCCCCUUAUCUCGGCCGUCAAGCGCCAGCUGCGUAUCCGCACGAUCCACGAGAGCAAGCUGAUCGAGUUCGACAACGACCGCCACCUCGGUGUCUUCUGGGUGUCGUGCGAGGCCGGCACCUACAUCCGGACGCUCUGUGUGCAUUUGGGACUGCUGCUCGGCGUGGGCGCGCACAUGCAGGAGCUGCGCCGUGUGCGCUCCGGUGUCAUGUCCGAGGAUAACGGCUCGCUGGUUACGUUGCACGACGUCCUCGAUGCGCAGUGGCAGUAUGACAACGGCGGCGAUGAGUCGUACCUGCGCAAGGUCAUCCAGCCGCUCGAGACACUGCUCUGCACGUAUAAGCGACUUGUGGUCAAGGACUCAGCCGUCAAUGCCGUUUGCUACGGCGCCAAGCUUAUGCUUCCCGGUCUGCUGCGGUACGACCCUGGUAUCGACACGCACGAGGAGGUUGUCCUCAUGACCACCAAGGGCGAAGCCAUCGCCAUUGGCAUUGCCCAGAUGAGUACUGUUGAGAUGUCCACGUGCGACCACGGCGUCGUCGCCAAGGUCAAGCGCUGCAUCAUGGAGCGCGAUCUCUACCCACGCCGCUGGGGUCUGGGCCCCGUCGCGCUUGAGAAGAAGAAGCUCAAGGCGGACGGCAAGCUCGACAAGUACGGCCGCCCCAACGAGGCCACGCCGGCCAAGUGGACGCAGAGCUACACCGACUACGGCGCGGCCGAGGCCGCUGCUGCCGCCUCUGCCACCUCGGCGCAGCCAGAGGCUGCUUCCUCGCCCGAGAAGAAGGCCGAGGAUGCGCCAGCCGCUGCCGAGGAGAAGGCAGACGAAGACAAGAAGAAGCGCAAGAAGCACGACGGCGAGACGGCCGAGGAGAAGGCAGAGCGGAAACGGUUAAAGAAGGAGAAGAAGGAGAAGAAGAAGGCUGAGAAGGGGAAGGAUGCUGAGAAGGAUGACAGUGAUUAAGGAGAGGUUGGGGGCUGAUGUGGGUGUAUGAUGUGAGGUGUUCAUUCUUGUCUCUUCUGGAUGGAGGGGCGUUCUCUGCUGGCUGCGGCUGUUGCAUGGAAAAUGAUGGCGUUCAUGGUGGGUUUUCUGUUAAUGGUUGAUCGUUCAUAUCACUGCAAGACUUCUCGCAGCUAGAAUAAAAGAGAUGUACAAAUGGGUAGUUGCCGUGUGAUGAGCGACACGGCGAGUAUGCUGUCGUC